UCAUGGGGCCCCCGGACAAUAGGGGAUCAUGGGGCCCCUGUGUCCUUGCCCAAACUCAAAAAAGCCUAUGAAAAAGGUACCUGGGGCAUCUCAUGGGGCCUCUUACUGACCCCGGGCCCUCGGGCAGUGCCCGAGUUUCCAAAUGGUCAGUCCGCCCCUGCUACAGAACACCUUUUGCUAUGCUACAGAGAUAAGGAGAGGGGCAAGUCACUCUAGGACAGGCUCACAAAAUGAAAAAAAGCACACAAAAAAAAAAGCCUAAAAAAGAAUGCACCCACACGGAACACAUAAGAAUG
This is a messenger RNA of Staurois parvus, 296 nucleotides long. The record is from the annotation of a GenBank genome assembly. Lineage: Eukaryota; Metazoa; Chordata; Amphibia; Anura; Ranidae.